Molecule: messenger RNA, 4118 nt
Organism: Rana temporaria (common frog)
Lineage: Eukaryota; Metazoa; Chordata; Amphibia; Anura; Ranidae
Gene: PRKD1
Product: protein kinase D1
Exons: 17
Coding region: 312-2918 (868 amino acids)
Biological process (GO): protein phosphorylation
Molecular function (GO): protein serine/threonine kinase activity; ATP binding
Source: RefSeq, a predicted model, not a curated record
GUCCAGCAGGGGGCCCCCGCCCUGUCAGGCUGUGUGUAUGUGUGUGAGUGCGGUGUGUGUGUGGGCGCCGCUCGGACUUGUUGUUGGUGAAAGUUUUUCUGGGAGGGAAGAGGCGGCGGAGUGGUCGGUGUGAGGCGGCGGAGAGCCGGCGGGGAGCCGGGGCUGUGCUGGGAAGGACAUGUGCGGGUGACGGUGUGUGUGUGAGAGACUCUCCGGCCUGUAUGCGGCUCUAGUUGUCGGGGUGCCGCCUGUGUGAGUGUCGCUGACCCGUGUCCCCCUCCGCUGUCUCCCGCUGGCGGGCCCAGCUGUCUAUGAGCGCCCCCCCGGUCAUCCGGCCGCCCAGCCCCGCGGGCCCCGGCCUCUCCCUCCAGAUUCAGAUUGGCCUGAGCCGGGAGCCCGUCGUCCUGCCCGAACCCGGGGAGCUGAGCCUGGGGGCCGUGCGAGAGAUGGCCUGCUCCAUCGUGGACCAGAAGUUUCCAGAAUGUGGAUUCUAUGGGAUGUAUGACAAGAUCCUCUUAUUCCGCCAUGAUCCAAACUCGGAAAACAUUCUGCAGUUGGUUAAAUCUGAGGCAGAUAUUCAAGAGGGAGAUCUCAUUGAGGUGGUGCUUUCAGCUUCAGCAACGUUUGAAGAUUUCCAGAUCCGUCCUCACACUCUCUAUGUCCAUUCGUACCGCGCUCCAGCUUUCUGCGACCACUGUGGAGAGAUGUUGUGGGGUUUGGUGAGGCAGGGCCUCAAGUGCGAAGGAUGUGGUCUUAACUAUCACAAACGAUGUGCUUUCAAGAUACCAAACAACUGCACUGGGGUGCGGAAACGACGGUUAUCAAAUGUGUCGCUGACCGGGUUAUCAAGCAUACGCACUGUGUCUUCUGAGGCAGUCUCCUGCACCUUGGAUGAGCCGCUGCUGCAAAAAUCACCAUCAGAGCCUUUCAUGCGGGAGAAGAGGACCAGUACCCAACCCUACGGUGGUCGCCCCAUACAGUUGGACAAGAUCCUACUUACCAAGGUCAAAGUGCCUCACACCUUUGUUGUCCACUCAUACACUCGACCAACAGUAUGCCAGUAUUGCAAGAAAUUGUUAAAGGGCCUUUUCCGGCAAGGACUACAAUGCAAAGACUGCAAAUUCAAUUGCCACAAACGGUGUGCAACUAAAGUGCCUCCCAAUUGCCUUGGGGAAGUUGCAAUAAAUGGAGACUUGCUGAGCCCCGGAGCAGAUGAUGUUUUAAUGGAGGAGUUGAGUGACAUUGAGAGUGACCCAGUCUGUUCGAUGGAUGACAUUGAUGAGCCUCUAACACCAGACAGUGGAAGUGGAUGCCAGAGUGAGAACGGAGACAUGCAGGACCCCGACCAAGAUCAAGACACAUCGGACCGUAUGAUCAGCCCCUCAGCCAGUAAUAACAUUCCUUUGAUGAGAGUGGUUCAGUCUGUCAAACACACAAAGCGGAAAAGCAGCAGUGUUAUGAAGGAAAGCUGGAUGGUGCAUUACACCAGUAAAGAUACUAUGUUAUGGCAGAGAAAAAGGCAUUACUGGAGACUGGACAGCAAGUGUAUAACCCUAUUUCAGAACGAUACUGGAAGCAAAUACUACAAGGAAAUCCCCCUUUCUGAGAUACUCUGCCUGGAACCUGCUAAAAACCUUUCUUUGCUUCCUCCCGGUGCAAAUCCUCAUUGCUUUGAAAUUACGACUGCUAAUAUUGUAUAUUAUGUGGGGGAAAGUAUUCCUCCACUGACCGUGCCUGAGACAGGAAAUAAUAGCGUGGUGAACAGCGGUGUGGGAAUGGAAGUGGCACGAAUGUGGGAAAUCGCCAUACAGCAUGCACUGAUGCCAGUCAAUCCUAAGGGAGCAAAUGGAGCAAGUAGCCAACACCGUGAUGUUUCCACCAGCAUCUCCGUGUCUAACUGCCAGGUGCAAGAAAAUGUGGAUAUUAGUUCUGUAUAUCAGAUUUUUCCAGAUGAGGUUCUUGGAUCAGGACAGUUUGGUAUUGUAUAUGGAGGAAAGCAUCGGAAGACAGGCCGAGAUGUGGCAAUAAAAAUAAUAGAUAAACUGCGUUUUCCUACUAAGCAGGAAAGCCAGCUAAGGAACGAAGUUGCUAUAUUACAGAAUCUGCAUCACCGUGGGGUUGUAAACUUGGAGUGUAUGUUCGAGACUCCAGAAAGAGUGUUUGUAGUAAUGGAGAAGUUGCAUGGUGACAUGCUUGAAAUGAUCCUGUCCAGUGAAAAGGGAAGGUUACCUGAGCGUAUCACCAAAUUCCUGGUUACACAGAUAUUGGUAGCACUUCGACACCUUCACUUCAAAAAUAUUGUGCACUGUGACCUGAAACCGGAAAAUGUGCUGCUUGCUUCAGCAGAUCCCUUUCCUCAGGUUAAGCUGUGUGAUUUUGGCUUUGCACGUAUCAUUGGAGAGAAGUCUUUCCGACGCUCAGUGGUUGGGACUCCAGCUUAUUUGGCCCCAGAGGUUCUGAGAAACCGAGGCUACAACAGAUCUCUAGAUAUGUGGUCUGUCGGGGUAAUCAUUUAUGUCAGCUUAAGUGGAACGUUUCCAUUUAAUGAGGAUGAAGACAUUCAUGACCAGAUCCAGAAUGCAGCCUUUAUGUACCCCCCAAAUCCCUGGAGAGAGACGUCCUCUGAUGCUAUUGACCUCAUUAAUAACCUGCUGCAAGUAAAGAUGAGGAAACGCUACAGUGUGGACAAAACCCUCAACCAUACCUGGUUACAGGAUUACCAAACCUGGCUGGAUCUGCGUGAACUGGAGUGCAAGAUAGGGGAGCGUUACAUCUCCCACGAAAGUGAUGAUCUCCGCUGGGAGGCAUACGCCGAUGAGCACUGUAUCCCGUACCCUCCCCACCUCCUUCCCCAACCAUCCAUUGAUCCUGAGGAUGCAGAGAUGAGAGCUUUGGGGGAGAGAGUCAGUAUUCUCUGACACAGCUAAACUGUUUCACACUAUGUUAUCCUCCAAUAAAAGAACAAUAGGGAAAGGGGAUGAAAAACAGAUGUUAGAUAUUGAUUGUACAGUAUUCAUCGAUCCAUUCUGGCUGUGUGCAUCACUCUGCAAGUCUGUAAAAUACCUCUGGGCUGUAUCCCUCUCACCAACCUCUCUAAUGCAUUCUUUCACAAGAGCCUAAUGGGGGACAGCAGUGCAGAAGGGGCAUCCCUUAUAAGCUGAGGACACUUGGAGCCUUAUGGGAUAGACUUUGUUGUAGUCACCAUUCCAUUUUUUAUUUUGUUCUUUCAUUACAUUGUAAGCUCUGAGCUGAUUGUCAAACCUGCAAGGCAUUGUGGUCCAGCUCAGGUCAACUGCAUUUUAAUGUUUGAUCAGAAAAUUUCAUUUUAGCACAGCGUGUGUGAAUAAAAUACAAAUCAUCUCUCUGCGCACACAAGCACGCCUCAAAUUUACAUUAAAAUGAUUGGGAAAUAUUUACUUUCUCAUGAAAACAAAAAGGGAACCGAACCCUGUCUGUUUUAUUGAUGGGGAUUAGAGCUGCAGUCAGCUGGGCCUGUUUUCUAGUCACUCCAUAAUGUGUUGCAGGCACAAUCUUCAGCUCUGGGGGAAAAUCCUGUUGGUCACAUAUGUAUGUAUUUUUUUUUUCUUUUUUUUUUUUUAUCGUAAACUCCAGAGGAAGCUGUGUGUUAGUUGUAUUUAAUUUGUAGCCUGAAGGAUGACCUAAAAGUUCUUUAUUGUAAGGUUAAAUAAUGUGUGAGGUCAGCAGAGGUCACAGCGAACAUCAUAGCCCAGGGCUUGGCUGAUCAGAGCAAUGAAGAUGAGAUAUUUCGAGGCUCUGUAUAACUGGGCGCCUGGCUGUUGUGUCUUUUAAACCACAACGUGUACGGCUCACUCUCUCUACUGACAGAAUUUAUCAAAGACCAGUGCUCUUUUUUUUUAGGGCAUUUAAAUUUAGGUUUUUCUGGCUUCACCUCACGUAGCCCUUGGUUUGGUUUUUGUCCUCCAGUUUUGCUUAAUUAUAUAAAAAGAAAGUUACUAAUAUUUUUUAUAAAGGUCAAAUACAGUGUAUUUUAGCAUCUUUUCUCAGUAUGUUCCAUAUUAUACUCCUCUGGCAGAUUUUAGACUAUAUUCUUACAUUUCUAUCCUAAAUAAAACCAAAAUACUGUGUUAUUACUUUUU